UAUAUAUAUAUAUUUAUAUGUACGCGUUGUACGACCCGGUAAGAACAAAAACUUCCUUCAUCUCGAAGAUCCUGGAUCAUACCAAUGCAUCCACACAGGCUGUAGCUCAAAGAGACGGUUGAAGAGCAGCUGACCAGAGAUUGCACUCCGAGUUGUACCAAGAUCAAGCUUGCUUGUUUGUAAACCUUUCCAAAGCGCGGGACUUAGUCCGCAACUCUGUCUGACCAGUUAUUUUUCGUCAGGCUGUGCAGUCCAGGAUCAUGGGUGAGAUACAGGCCAAACUUUUUGCAAAUCAAGAAGACUUUUGGCGCCGAGGGCAGGUGGAAAUCAAGCGAUUGCAGCAGCAACAAAACGAGGUGGUCGACACACUGGCUAAGAUGCAGGAGCAGCAGGCUGAGCUGGCCGCUGAGCAUCAGAGAGUCAAAGGUGCAUUGGUGGAGGUCACCUCCAAGUUUGAGCAGGUCACUUGCAAUCACAAAACUGAGGUUAUUUGGGCACUUCCGCCUCACGCGUGGCAAGGCAGGUCUUCAUCCCCAUGUAAGCAGGCUGCAGAUGCUGCAGAUGCAGACGGCAAGGUGGCUUUGUGCACGCCCCCGCGGACGUCUCCUCAGGACCAAACCACAUGGCCUGCACCAGGGUCGAGUCCAGCGGUCCUGUCGCUUGCAAGUGCUCUACCAUCAGACUUUAAGCGCCUCAACCUGGCGGAAUGGAUCGACCAGGUUUCGCCUGGAAAGUCGACGGAGACACCUUCGUUGCCAACUAGGUCAAAGAGAAUGUCUUUGAGCUCCCAGGAAACCGAGGAAGCUCGCCAAUUCCAAGUGGAGAUUGUCAAGGAGACGGGGUUCACUACACUUGGCAUCGAGGUGAACCAAGAAGAUGGUGCUUUGCUUGUCGAUCACAUUGACGAGCAUGGGCUGGUCGGAAACUUCAACGCCAAAGAGGAUUCGGCAAGACAGAUACUUGUGGGAGACAGCAUUGUGGAGGUGAAUGGAAUCCAAGAUCCUGAACAAAUGCUGAAGGAGAUCAAGGCUUGCAGAAAAGUUGUUUGUGCAUGAGUGCGCAGAAGGUGUCACAAGCUUUGCUGCUGGUGCUGCUCAGGACGCAGGUGAGACGGGAUGAGACAGAUGCUAUGCCAGGUACCCAUGAAAGCUUGAGUCUUGAGACAAACCCGAGAGUCUUGAGACAAAUGAGCCACGCCGAUAAACCUAUCAGUUCUAAAUCUGAAAGCAGCGCAACAGAGUAAUUCUGAUGUAUGCGCUAUGCGCUUGCUUCUGAUUUUGCUAGGCCCAAUGUACUGCAGAUUAUUUAUGACUUUUUGAUAUUGUACUUGCUGGCUCAAACUCAGUUUGGAUGCUUGCUCACACUUCAAGAGCCUCUUCGGCGGGAUUGGGGGUUGCAAAAAGUACUCGCCUCAGGAAGCAGUGGAGCUGAGUGGAGCUGAGAGCGAGUUUGCUGCAAUCAGCGGCACUGCGGCACAUGAGUUGCAUACAGCCAACAGUUCCACAACAAAGUGCCGACAUCAAAAAAAAAUCACGUUCGUCACGGAUGUUGCUAUGGCAAUGUCAAUUCUAGUGCCCGGUCGAGAGUUGUUUAAUCAGGUUUGAUCUGUCUCCUGCUGGUUGCCAGCAUCAGACAGAGUUCCCAUUCACGUGGCCCCCACCUAGGGUGUGCCAAGCACUUGGGUUUGCCAGGCAGUGGGUGGGUCACACACUGGGUGUGCCAUAUUGGGGAAGUGGCCGCGAGAUGCAAAAAGG
This is a messenger RNA of Durusdinium trenchii, 1754 nucleotides long. Lineage: Eukaryota; Dinophyceae; Suessiales; Symbiodiniaceae. The record is from the annotation of a GenBank genome assembly.